Messenger RNA from Populus trichocarpa (black cottonwood), 2866 nucleotides. RefSeq names its product UPF0481 protein At3g47200. The transcript is spliced from 2 exons. NCBI's taxonomy places the organism in Eukaryota, Viridiplantae, Streptophyta, Magnoliopsida, Malpighiales, Salicaceae. Bases 1039 to 2655 code for a protein of 538 amino acids. The record is from RefSeq and is a predicted model, not a curated record.
UUUUUAAUUGAUUUCUUUUUAAUUUUAUCCUUUAACAUUGAAUUUAUUGGAAAUUGAGUUUCAUUAUUUAUUUUGAUUUGCUUUCUAUGGAGUUAUCAUGGUCUUAUGAUUCAAUAUAUAGAUUGUUAGGUUAACUCGGUUUGACCUGAAUCAAUCCGAUAUGCUAUCGUCUCAAUGUUUAUAAAAAUAAUUUCAUCUUAAAUAUAUAUUUUGAGUCAAAUAUAUUUUCACUAAUCAUCUAGGUUGUCUUUAAAUCUAUCAAGCCGACUGAUUUAUAUUGAAUCAAUCUCCACACGGUUAAAAUUUUUUUUUUACUAGAAAAAACAUUAGUGAUAUGUAGAUAUUUUUUUACAUUAAUUUUAUUUUAAUUCGCAGCAUAGCAUGAGCCUGAUUAGUUUGAACUAUAUAUAUGAUAUCAAGUAAACUCACUUAGCACUCUAACUAAGUUUAUAUGAGAGGAAAAAGUUGAAAUAUAUAUCCAUUAUGCUGUAUUUAAAAAGAUAAUUUAAAUUGAAUGUUUUUUUUUUCAUGCUUGCUAAUGAUAUAUUUGUAGCUAUGAUUCCACGAAUUGAGAUAUGAGAACGAAGCUACCAGUGAAGUGAAACUUCAAAUUACUGUGAUAUGGAACCAUAUUUGAUGGAAGCCAAAUUUUUUUAAAUAUAUCGAGCAACUUUUUUGGGCAUUUUCCUGUUUGAAAAUGUAUAUGUGAACUGUUAGCAGGCUGAUUUGUUACCAGAUCAUGAAUGCAGUUCUUACAUGUGAACAAGAUUCAUUAAAGAGUUUCAAUUCUUGACAAAGAUUAAUAUAUAUUUUUUUAAUCAAAACAAUUAGCAAGACUUUCUUCAAAACAAAUUUUCCUUGUUGAAAUUAAAUGAUGCCACAACCGUGUCUUGUGUCAAGUGUCAAGUUAACGAGGAAAGUGUAACGAAAAGUGAAAAAGUGUAUUCAAGACUUGACAUGAAGCUUCCCCACCUCUUCCCCUUGUUGUUAUCUGCUCGAAGUCAAGCGUUCUAGGAUUACAGAGAACCAUAAGGUUAUAUGGAGUCAAGAGCAACGAGAAUUGAUGAUUUUGAUAUGAGAACAAAUGCGAGUACCCUGAGAAGAAAGGGGAAAUCGUUGCUAAAUGGGGAAAGUUCAAGCCAGAUGAGAGGAGAGGAGGGAGUUCCCGAAGGCCAAGCAAGUCCAACGUGGUCAAGCCUAAGUGGAGAUGAGGACCGAGUUUCUGUGCCGACCGAAAUCCUACGCUACGAGGAGGAUUUUCCUGAAGGCCAAUCAAGACCAUCAUAUGCGAACCUAAAUAGAGAGGAGUACCAAGUUCCUUCUCCAACUGAAAGCCUAUUGCAUGAGGAAUUUCAGCAUGAUUAUCCGCUUUUUUCAGAUCAACAUUCUUUGAAACUUAUUCAGCGCCGUCUUGAGGAAGGGCGUGGAAUAGAAAGACAAGGAGGCCGGAGUUCAUCCAUAUGCAUCUUUCCAUUUCCUCGUAGCUUUGACAAAAUAAAUCCUAACGCUUACCAACCUGAGCUCGUGUCAUUAGGCCCUUACCACAGGGGCAAAGAUCAUGUACUGGAGUUUGAAGACCACAAGUGGUUCUUCCUUGGUAAGCUUCUUUCUCGAUCAAGAACUGAUUUAAGCAACUAUCUUGGUGCAUUAAAAUUAAACGAAAGGUCCAUAAGAGACUGCUACUCAGAGACUAUCUCUAUGUCAAGUCAUGACUUUGUUGAAAUGAUGUUGCUUGACAGUUGCUUUGUUCUUGAACUUCUCCGAAAUCUCAACCAUAGUGAAGAUAUGAUUGAUGAGGGUGACCCCAUCUUCACAAGGCCUUGGUUGAUCCCGAUUCUAAUCAGGGAUCUCCUUAAGUUUGAGAACCAACUUCCAUAUUUCCUUCUCCACUUAAUAUUGAACUUGUCUGGCGGUAAUGGAGAUAUAAAACUAGAACCAGAUCCUCUACCGAUACUUGCAUUAAAAGCCAUUGAUCUAGUCUUUCCAAGACGUGCAGAAAUCCUGAACAAGUUCGGAUCCUGGCAUGGUAAGCAUUUACUUGACCUAUUCCACUUGAGCCUCCUUCCCACAGAUCAGGUCAUCAUUUGCAUUGAUUUAGAGGAAUAUCAUCCAUCAGACCAGUCAAUUCAAGGUGUCACGCAGCUUAGGCCAUCAGGAAUCAAGUUUCGUCCGAGAAAGUGCGAUAGCUUCCUGGAUAUAAACUUCCGAAAUUGUGUACUUGAAAUUCCAUCCGUCACCAUUAAUGACUUCACAAGCACCGUCCUCGUAAACUGUGUUGCCCUAGAACACUGCGAGGAAAAGAGAUCCAAAUACUUCACCGAUUAUGUCUCUUUCAUGAAUUGUCUCAUUAACCAACCGAGAGAUGUUACUUUUCUUUGUUCAGAAGGGAUCAUCACAAGAUUCUCCCAAGAUGACCAAUACGUCGCCGAUCUCUUCAACACUCUAGGGAAAAAUGUUGCUUUCAAUAUUCGAGAGUGUUAUCUCUCCAAGAUAUUCAGAGAAGUAGAGUCAUAUUACAGCAGCAACUGGGCAACAAUGAGGCGAACUUAUUUUAGCAGUCCUUGGUCAUUCAUCUCAGUUCUAUCCGCCUCCAUCCUCCUAGUUCUUACAAUGGUACAAAGCAUUAUGUCUGUUCUAAGUUACAAGUGCCAUUAGUGUAAGAUAAUAAUGUUGUCCAAUCUUGUUUAGCAGCUUGAUGUAUGGAAACACCAGGUCACGGUUCGACCUAAUCCAACCCCCUUCCCCUUUAAUAUAUGGAAAAACCAUAACAUAUGGAAACACAAUCUUUUAGAUUAAUGGACAACUUUCUACAACGAAAUGAGUAUAUUAUGUAUAUGUAGGAAAUAAAGAAGAGAAUUCUUCCUAA